This is a messenger RNA of Plodia interpunctella (Indianmeal moth), 11796 nucleotides long. It is a transcript of the gene zfh2, whose product is annotated as Zn finger homeodomain 2. The transcript is spliced from 5 exons. Gene Ontology annotation, biological process: regulation of transcription by RNA polymerase II. Lineage: Eukaryota; Metazoa; Arthropoda; Insecta; Lepidoptera; Pyralidae. The record is from RefSeq and is a predicted model, not a curated record. The coding region runs from base 303 to 9188 and encodes 2961 amino acids. Gene Ontology annotation, molecular function: DNA-binding transcription factor activity, RNA polymerase II-specific; RNA polymerase II cis-regulatory region sequence-specific DNA binding; zinc ion binding. Gene Ontology annotation, cellular component: nucleus.
CCGGCGACCGUUGACAGUGAACCGUCGCGCGCGUCGCGCCGACAACAAUCCGAACGCAAGCAACACCCAUAAACAACUUCAGUUCCUCAUUAACAGUUACAGUGGGUGUUUUGGUGUAACCUCAGUUUGUUGUGUUUUUGACUGAUUACACUGAAGUGUUGUACGAGUUUACACCAGUUUUGGAUAUUGGACAAGUGCUAAAAAGUGACUGUGCGUGCUAUGCCGCAAUUAAGAGCUUAGCAGUCUUCUGCGGGCGAUGCUCACAGGAGAGCAUGUGAUGCCGGCCUUUGACGCCCGGCGCCAUGCCCACGCCGCUGCAGCCCGGCGGCCCCGCUAGCGGCCCGCCUCCGGAGCGCAAGCGGCGCCGCAAGCGCGACGAUCCGCAGAGUUCAGCCGCUCUCGAGCCUGACGACGACGACGGCGACAUGAGUCCAGAAGAGGAGCCGCGCAACGUACCCGCGGCACCUGCGGCUCCUACGCCCGCGCCAUCCUCCGCUCCCGCUCCUACUUCGCCUCCUGCUGCUCCCGAUGCUGUAGAUCUCACCUCGCGACGAGAUUCACCACCGCUCUCUUCAGAUGUCGAGCGCUUUGAUGGCAAAAUCGUCUACAAUCCUGAUGGAUCCGCCUACAUCAUUGAAGACCCAGAACUUUCAGAAGGCGAGACCAGCAUACCUGACCUACCCAAAAUAGAGCCCGGGUGCAUUGUCGACAGCCGCGAUAGCAAUGUGGUCGAGAAGCAACUCGAGUUCCCCCAAAUAGCGAGUGCAUUCUAUGUCUCGAGGAAUCCUUCAUUAUAUGGUGCACUGUAUGGAAGACUGGCAGCAGAAAGAGCACGGGCGAGGCCUGAUGCACCUGUGAUGCAUAGUUAUCGAGUGUUUAGUUUUCGUGGAGGUAAAGAUGCUCCCAGGCCGCUAUCUCCAACUGCUGAGUGUCCAGUCAGCGUGCCAGUCAAACCUAUCCUUAUGUGUUUUAUAUGUAAAUUGAGUUUUGGUUAUGCUAAAUCUUUUGUGGCUCAUGCACAGUCGGACCAUAGUUUAUCAUUACUUGACUCAGAGAGAGACGCCUUAUCGAGAGAAAAUGCUUCUGCUAUAAUUCAAUGUGUUGGAAAAGAUAAAGAACCACUAGUCUCAUUCUUAGAACCAGUUGGUGCUGCUGCACCGCCUCGUGUAUCUGCUUCUGGAAGCCCUGCAAAUAUGUCAGAAUUGUCAAGUCCAUCCAUAGACAAACGACCCGAUAUGAUGACUCCCGAUAGAGACAAUGAUUCAAUGUUACCAAAUGGUACUUGUGAUGACAGAAGGCCGAGCCCAAACACGUGGAGACCGCCAAGAUCACUAGCUGAAUCGAUGGUUCCACAACAUUCCUUGAUCUCUGUGGCUCAUCCUCAUACAAUAAAUGCAUCAGUUCAACAACGCGUUAGUCCAAAUUCUUCCCCGCCGUUCCAAGCUACGCCACCUGCAUUCCUUUCAGGCACAACGAUUGGAGUGUGUCCUGAUCAUCUUGGGGGACGGCCAUCUGGUGCUGAUUGUCCAAAAUGUGAACUUAUUCUAAAUUCAGGAAGAUUAGGUGGCCCAUUAGCCGGUAUGCAUAGUAGGAAUUCUUGUAAAACUUUGAAAUGUCCAAAGUGCAACUGGCACUACAAAUACCAAGAAACGUUAGAAAUACAUAUGAAGGAAAAACAUCCAGAGGCUGAGACAAGUUGCAUUUAUUGUAUAGCUGGCCAACCUCACCCACGGCUAGCGCGCGGUGAAACUUAUACCUGCGGAUACAAGCCAUACCGUUGUGAAGUGUGCAAUUACUCAACGACGACGAAAGGUAACUUAAGUAUACACAUGCAAUCUGAUAAGCAUUUAAACAAUAUGCAGGAAUUGCAAAAUGGUGGCAAUCCAGGCGAAAGCAGUCUACCUCCUGCUCCUCAACAUACGCCUCCAGGAGUGCAUAAACCACCAUUACCGCAUCAUUCACCAUUAGGACAGAAACCAAAACCAACAUUUCGAUGUGACGUUUGCAAUUAUGAAACAAAUGUGGCUCGCAACCUAAGAAUACACAUGACAUCAGAGAAGCACACGCAUAAUAUGCUUGUAUUGCAACAAAACGUAAAACAUAUGCAAACGCUAUCUGCAUUACACCACAGACAACAGAGCCAGCAACAACUUGAGAGUUUAUUGCAUUUUCAUAGUCCUGAUGCUCCUCCACCCAAUCCUGAAGCAGCAUUAGCUGAUAUGGCAUACAAUCAAGCACUGAUGAUUCAGCUUAUGACAGGGGGCCCAGGACCUUCUCCGCCAGAAUUAGGUGCCCAUCUAGAUGUUGGCCUAAACCCAGAGGCAAUGGAACCACCGCCCGAACCUGCAGAUCCUGAACCAGAGAGAACCUUCCACUGUUGCAUUUGCAAUUGUUUCUCGACGGACUCCUUAGAAGCGCUUGGCCAUCAUUUAGCGCAAGACCGAACCAAGAUAAGAGAACAGGAGAUCUUAGCGUUAGUAGCUGGUCAUUACGUUUGCAAACUUUGCACAUACAAGACAAAUUUGAAAGCAAACUUCCAAUUACACUGCAAGACUGACAAGCAUUUACAAAGGUUACAGCAUGUAAACCAUGUGAAAGAAGGAGGCCCAAGGAAUGAGUGGAAAUUGAAAUUUUGUGGUGGUGUUGGUACUGGUGGUGCCGGCGUCGGUGGUGUCCAAGUGAGAUGUUGUGCGUGUGAUUAUUAUACCAACUCAGCACACAAGCUGCAAUUACACGCAGCCGGAGCAAGGCACGAAGCUGCAGCUCUUCUGUUAAGACAUCUUCGUGAAUGUGCUUCGCGAAUUCCUCGUGAACGUCCAAGAGUCUACCGUUGUGCUCUUUGUGGAUUCGGUGCUCCACAUCGACUACCACUUCUGCAACAUGUCCGUUCUGUCAAACAUCUACAGAUGGAACAAAUACAUCAACUACAGCGGCGUUCAGAAGGCAAAGAUCCAACACCUGAUGUCGCAGAGUUAUUCCAGGUCAUACCUCAACCAUCCGAACUUCCAAGUCCGUUCGAGCAACAAGACACUGAUACCAAGGAACCUAUUGAUCAGAAACCAGAACUCACUCAAGAGCAAAAAAUGUUGAGGUUUUUGGAACAACAUCAGCAACAACACCAGCAACCACAGCAACAACAAUCUCAACAGCAAAAUCAACAGUCAUCGGGUGAUAGAGAAGAUGAAAGAGAAACGCCUGGGCCUCAUGCAUGUCCUUACUGCAAUUUUAGUUGUGGUUCUGAGGCUCGCUUACAUACUCAUGUCACUACCAUACAUGGCGAUACAGCAAGACAUUUUAUCUGCCCGCUAUGUCAAGAUGCAUUUAAGGAACGUCCGGCCCUUGAAAGACAUGUGAUGCAAAUUCAUUCAGUCAACUCUGAAGGCUUGCAACGGCUACUGUUACUUGUCGAUCAAAGUCACUGGCUAAACGGUGGAACUCAACAACGAGAUGAAUCAACAAGACAAGGGGAUGAAGACCGGGAGAUAUCCUCGCCUCGCUCAGAAGGCAGUGCGGAUGGUGAGAUGGAACGAUGCUCAACAUGCAAUCGCACAUUCCGCAAUGUCGACGAACUUUGUCAACAUCAAAAUGAAUCCGGUCAUCUUGAAUUGAAACAAACACCCCAAGGCCCUGGAUACGUGUGUUGGAAAAAGGGAUGCAAUCGCUAUUUUGAUGCAGCACACGCUUUACAAAAUCAUUUCAGAGAAGCACACGCUCGAAACUCGAUUGCAAACAUGUCUGUUUCGGAAAAACACGUAUAUAAAUACAGAUGUAAUCAGUGCAGUUUGGCAUUCAAAACAAUAGAAAAAUUGCAACUCCAUUCGCAAUAUCAUGUAAUAAGAGACGCCACGAAAUGUGUUUUAUGUGGGCGAAGCUUUAGGUCAGUAUUGGCUCUGCAAAAACACGUCGAAACAUCGCAUUCGGAACUCUCAGAGGAAGAGUUAGCUGCUUUCAAACGCAGCCUUGCAUCGAAUCCGUUACUUCAGGCAAAUCAAGGAACCGCACUGGACGCCGUUACGGCUGAACUGUUUCGGAAAGAAGCUCUUAGAACACCUGAUGAUGAACUAGCAGAUCUGGAAGACAGAGACUCGAGUGCAACUGUCGCGGAUGAAUCUGGGCAUAAUGAUGCUGAAAAUUCGGAUGAUUCUAUAGUCUACAAAGAUCAACAAUUUUUAGAAGACUAUUUGAACUCCCAGGCUAUGGCUGAAGACUCCUAUAACGAUCCGAAUAGGAAAUACAAAUGUCAUAGAUGCAAAGUAGCUUUCACACGACAAUCUUAUUUGACGGCACAUAAUAAAACACUACUACACAGGAAAGGCGAGAAACUAACAUACCCUAUGGAAAAGUAUCUUGACCCUAAUAGGCCAUUCAAAUGCGACGUAUGCAAAGAGUCAUUCACUCAAAAGAACAUCUUACUGGUUCAUUACAACAGUGUGAGUCAUUUGCACAAAUUGAAACGCGCCAUGCAAGAACAACAAAAUAAUAACAACCCUCCCGUUUCGCCCGGAGCGGGUUCCGCGCCCUCUAAUUUGACUCUCACACCUAAGAGCACAUCAAGUGAGGAGGAUGAUCGUAAACGCUAUAAAUGCAACAUUUGCAAGGUGGCGUACACGCAAGGCAGCACGCUUGACAUUCACAUGCGGUCAGUAUUACAUCAAACGAGGGCCGGUAAGUUACAGGAGCUAGCCGCGGCCGGACACGUGGAUUUGACACGGCCUUUAGUAGAGCAACCAGAUAGGAACGACCCUGCCAAAAUUUUACAAGACGUUUUGUCGCCGAAAAAUACAUCCCCUUCGUCUACGAGCAGUGGGGGUCCGCGAUCGUCACCCCCCGCGCGUCCAGGUAGCCCUCGGUCCCCGCGCUCAGGUAGCGCCACUUGCGAACGUUGUCACGCGUCAUUCCCGACCGGGGAGCUACUCGACGCACACCGUGCGACCUCAUGUCCGUUUGGCGAUGCGCGGGCGCACUCGCCGCUAGGUGACGCAGAAGCAGCUGCUAUUGACGAGAUGGUUGCCAAAGGCAACCCGCCUAAGAGAAACUCACAAAUGUAUAAACAAUUACUUGAAACCUUUGGCUUCGAUCUUGUCAUGCAAUAUAAUGAAAAUCAACGUCGGAAACUACAAGAAGAACGGGAAAUGGCGCGGGCGCCGAGUCCUCCGCCACCGCCGCCGGAGGAAAAGCCACCGGAUGGUGAAAUAAAGUCAACGUGUCAACAUUGCAACAAGGAGUUUUCAAGUGUUUUUGUGCUAAAGACUCAUUGUGAAGAAGUGCAUAAAGAUAAAGUUCCAUUGGAGUUUUUGGAGCAGUUUGCCGAACAGUUCAAAUCGGAGUACGAAAGAAAGUCUGGAGCGCCUAACUCGCCUCGUGCCGCGUCUCCCGCACCGCAAGGCGAUCGGUCGCCGUCGCCGCGUGGUGACAGUGCUGGAAAUUUCAAUGAGAAUGGGAAUGCCCAGGGUGAAGCGCAAGCUGGUGCUUUAUUGGCUGCGCAAGUGCAGGAGAUGCAGGCAGCGCUAAACAUGCUGCAACUUCAACAGCAAUUGGGUCAAUUGCACCCAAUGGUGGCGCAGAUGCUGUCGCUAGGCCUGCCCUUGGGCCUGAACGUGGGCGCGCUGGCAGCGAUGAACCUCCAGCCGCCACUGGUACCGCUCAUGCUGCCACCGCCGCCGUUCGACGCAAUGCCCUUCGCCCACGACGCGCAAAUGAAACAGCAACAACUUUUGCAGCAACAACAGCAGGCAAAUGCUGCCGCUGGACAAAAACGUGCUCGCACUCGUAUCACUGAUGAACAACUUAAGAUACUGCGAGCUCACUUUGAUAUUAACAACUCACCUAGUGAUGAAGCCAUCGCUAAAAUGGCCAAGCAGUCUGGCCUAGCCACAAAGGUAAUCAAACAUUGGUUCCGAAACACUUUAUUCAAGGAACGACAGCGUAAUAAGGACUCCCCUUAUAACUUCAACAAUCCUCCCUCUACGACGCUCAAUCUUGAAGAAUAUGAGAAAACAGGUGAAGCCAAAGUAACACCUCUAGAUUCCUCUGCGAGCUCUGAUGAAGGAAAGCCACCACCAGAGAAGAAGGCAAAGACUGAAGAUAUUUCUCACUUAAAUCCUAACAAUCACCAGGAUGUAAAAACGGAACCGAGUGAUGAACCGACCAUGGAGGAAAAGUACAACUCUUAUGAUGAUAGACACCAAGAAGAUAAAAGUUUCAUAUUCCCACAGGCACCCUCACAAAGCCCUGCCCCACUUUCAAAUUCUGAACAUCCACAGAAUAUGUCAAGACCACAAACUCCAACGCAUUUGUCGUUGAAUUCCUUAAUACAAUCUCAAUUAGAUUCCAUUCCGGCUACAAGUAUACCGCAGCCGCCGCAUCCAUCGAUGCUGCCUCCAAAGCUAAAUCCGAAUUUCACGUCCCCAAACUCCGCGCCCCCGAACGUCCUACCUUUGACCCCAAAUCGCAGCCUCAGUCCUGGCAGAGGACCGGCCGAUUUCGGACUUUCCGGGGGCAACUCGAACGGAUCCAACAGCUCGGGGUCUUCUGGCAAACGCGCCAACAGAACUAGGUUCACUGACUAUCAAAUCAAAGUCCUUCAAGAAUUUUUUGAGAACAACGCCUACCCUAAAGAUGAUGAUCUUGAAUACCUUUCAAAGCUAUUAGGACUCAGCCCAAGAGUGAUAGUUGUUUGGUUUCAAAAUGCUAGACAGAAAGCAAGGAAAGUAUACGAAAACCAACCAGCCGCUGAGCCACCGGCAGGUGCUACGGAUGAUGCCAAUAGAUUUCAGCGUACUCCGGGCUUAAACUAUCAAUGUAAGAAGUGCCAACUAGUAUUCCAGCGAUAUUACGAAUUGAUCAGGCAUCAGAAAACGCAUUGUUUCAAAGAAGAAGAUGCAAAACGCUCUGCUCAGGCGCAAGCGGCUGCUGCCCAAGUAGCUGCGACAUUGAGUAGUGAAGACUCAAACUCAAGCACUGUAGAACAUCACACACCUCAUGUGCCAGUUUCCCCUGCGCCACCGCGCACUCCCACUCCAGCUGCACCUAACUAUCCAGUGUCUCCUGCGCCCACAACACCUCAUACCCCAGUUACACCCCUAUCGCAUCAACCACGAGAAGAAAAAGAUGGAAAUUUUCAAUGUGAUAAAUGCAACCUAGUCUUCCCACGAUUUGAUUUAUGGCGAGAGCAUCAAUUGGUUCACAUAAUGAACCCAAACUUAUUUCCCACAUAUCCCCCAGAUUCUCCCUUUGGGAUCUUACAACAACAUGCUCAGCUACAACAAUUAAAUGCUACGUUGGGAAACGAUGAAGCGCGACACCCUUUAGUCGCAGCUUUAAAUCAACAGGUUGCUAAAAGAAAAUUCGAUGAAUUUGAAGAAGUUGAUACUGGAGAGCAGCCAAAAGAUAAGCGAUUACGAACAACUAUUUUACCCGAACAAUUGGACUACCUUUACCAGAAGUACCAAAUUGAAUCAAAUCCUUCCCGAAAAAUGCUUGAAAAUAUUGCCCGAGAGGUCGGACUAAAAAAGCGAGUGGUACAAGUAUGGUUUCAAAAUACACGAGCACGCGAGAGAAAAGGUCAAUUUCGGGCACAUGCACAAGUUAUUAACAAAAGAUGUCCAUUUUGCCCUGCUUUGUUCAAAGUAAAAAGUGCAUUAGAAAGUCAUUUAAGUACAAAACAUGCAGACCAGUGUGCACGGGGAGAAAUCAAUGUUGAUGCGUUACCAGAUGAAGAAUUGAGUACAGAAUCGACUCCCAGUUUUGGUUCUCAACAAAGUGACAGGCAGCAAAAUUUUUCCCAAGCGGGGGCGCCCAUGUUGCCCCCUAUCUUUCCGCCGUUUCACUCAGACAUGGAGAAAUUUAUCAAACAGUACAGUGAAGAAUCUAUGAAAAGAUAUGUGAGUGAAUUACAAGCUCACGCCGCCGCCCAACAGAACGGUGGCAAUAAUGAGUCUAAUGAAACGCCGCGACAUGGGAAAUCUGAAAUACCUUUAGAUCUUAGCAAGCCAGUCGACUUAUCAAGACCGGGAUCGGAUGCUGAUGAGCGUUCAGAUACAGCAUCAGAGACAAUGGAGUUUUACGAAGAGGACGAGCCCACAUCACCAUUACCGGGCCAACAAGCGACACCCCGGCCUCCGGGCAAACGAUUUCGCACUCAGAUGUCCUCCUUGCAAGUGAAAAUAAUGAAAUCUUUGUUCGGCGACUACAAAACGCCGACGAUGGCUGAGUGCGAAGCGCUCGGUCGCGAAAUCGGCCUUCCGAAACGCGUUGUGCAAGUGUGGUUCCAAAACGCACGUGCCAAAGAGAAAAAGGCGCGCCUCGCAGCAGGACUCCCGGAGGUGUCAGAUGCGCCGCCACCUGAAGAGUGUCGUGUUUGUGACUUUAAAUAUAGCCACAAGUAUUCAGUGCAAGACCACGUGUUUACUCGCGGUCACAUAGCUGCGGUUCGCGCGCGGCUCGAGAGUGGUGCAAUAGCCGGCGCGACUGACGACAACACGCUUGCGCUGAUGCAGAUGGCGGCACGCCUGGAUUCCGGGCUCGGCGGAGAACUCCACAACGCGUUUCUGCGACCGCAGCUCGCCGGCAACGGUGGAGUACCCAAUCCUCUCCAGCCGCAACCACAAGGCCUCAUAGUGGAGACUGGCAACGGUGCCAGCGUGCUUCAGCUGCCGGCGACCACGCUGGAACAGAUCCGCCACAUCGCCGCCGACCCAGGCGCGUCCACCCUGCGUUUGCCGCCGCCGGCCACCGAGCCCCCGCCUGGCUCUCGUGAGCUCGACUUUGACUUAUGCUACGUCUGCAAGCACUGUAAAGUGGCAUUCCCUGCGCCUGCUCCUUUACAAGCGCACCAGGCCCGGUCGUGCUAUGCGGGUAGGGAAGCGGCGCGCGGGGUCAUCCGCGUCGUCCAACCCGCGUUGGAGUGCCGCGUGUGUCCCGGCGAGCGGUUCCGUACCGCCUUGGAGUUCCGCCGUCACGCAGACACCGAGGCCCACUUACGGAACGCGGCCCCUCCACCUCCCGCGCCCGCACCACCGGAGCCACUAACGCACGAGAUGGAGGACGUGGUGAACCAGAUCACGCUGCUGGCAGCGCGCGCUGCGCAGGAGUCCGCCUCACCCAAGGACCCCAACGCCAACUUCUGCGCGCCCGGGCCGCGCUUUCCGCCCCCUGGCGAGAUGCCGCUAGCCAGCGCCGGCCACUAAUCCUAAACUGACGAAAUGUAUAGUUACUACUAUUAGAGCCCCUCGCUCUCUCCGUUGUCCGACAACGCAGCAGUUCACUAUUAGCUCUUAACGCUUCUUUUCGUUGAUGAAUGUCGUCGCGGAAGCGGCACUUUCCUAGUUAUACAUUUAAAGCUUGUAGUAUGUAAGUGUAGGUUAAUUGGGAGCGGACCGUUGUUGUCUCGUUUUUGUAAUGUCAGCUCCGCUUAGGCGUCGAGCGUGUUCCUGCCGGGGCUCCCGCGCCGCGCGCCGCACACUGGGAGGCGGCGGCGGCGGGCGUCGGAGCGGCCGCGUCGCACCAGCACUUCAUAUCAUACGUUAGACAGGUUUUAUUAUAUACGUUUAUCGUUGCGACAGUCGAACGCGGCCACUCCGGCGCACAAAAAUAAUUUACCAUCAACUCCCAGGAAAGCAAGUUCCUAUCUUUAUGGCAUAUAAUAUUAUCGAUAUUGAUAAUUACGAUUUAAUUAUUGUUUAAAGCUAUGUAAUACAUACAUAUAAUCGUUCUAAUUUUAGGCAUAGAUACGUUCUCGUAAGAAGUUCCUGAUGCAUCGUAAAUGUAUGAAGAUAUAUAUAGUGAUAUACGUAUAUGAUUUUUUUAAACAUGAAGCGAAGUUAGGUAUGUAUGUUAGACAGUAGAGCGGUCGUCUCCUCGCGGGUCCCACCGCUCGCAGCGGCGUGCCAUGUCCUACAUCAACUCGGGGCGAGCUAACUUGAUCAGUUGUCUUUCGACGAAAGCGACGCACGUGACGGCGCCUAACGCCGCUCAGCCUCAUGCCUCACGGUACACAAACAGAGUAUUACACGGUACACAGAAUGCUGCACGGUACACAGAGUACCGCUCGGUACUACCCGCAGAGCCACCCGUGGGCUCGACGACGCCGCGUAGGCUUAUUGGUAACAGUUAAUUAUAAUAAUUAUUAUCGUAGCAAACUUUUCCAAAACGAACGAACUCGAAACUCGGGCUGCGCGCCAGCGCUCAGCCUACCUCGCAUACAAGUGAGUUUAUUUUGGAACUAAGUGUGAUUCUUGAAUUUUUAUUGAUAUUGUAAUGAUUAUUAGUAGUGGCGUAAGUGAGUCGAAAGGCAUGGAGGUACAUGCGAGGCGGCGGUGCGUGCGCUCGCGUUUGCCACUUGCAUGUAUAUUCAUUACUUUGUCGUGUGCGUGAAGUCCCUUAUAUUUUCGAUGGCACAGAUCACGUUAUUUAAAACAUUUUACAUAUUUACAUUUUAUCUAGCGGAGUGUAUUACAAUAUUUUAUCUACGAGUGAAACCUACUACAAAAUUGAGUUUGAUUUUUUUAUAAAGUGCAAUGUUUUAUUCCGCCGGUAGCCGGGGGUAUUUGUUAUUAGUAUAUGUGUGUGCAAUGAGCCCGCGCGCGACGCCUCUCUCCCGUGCUCUCGGGGGCUCGGCUUGUGUUACAUCUAGCUUUUAUUGGAUAUAAGUUUUCAACAUUUGAUGCAUACUUGAGGAAUACUUUGAGGAAUACUUUACUCAAAUGUAGAUUGGAUGCGAUGCCAUCACUGGAACUAAUACUAGAUCGAGAUAGAGUCGGUGGUGCGAUGUUUCAUGAAAAAUAUGAUCGUAUGAUAGAACUUUGUCAUUAUUUAUUUUUUCUAUUACCAUCGAAGCUGUAUUUUUCACUUGAUAAAAUUAAAAUUUGACAGCCAAAUUUAUUUACACAGGAGGGAGGCAUCGGGCACUGCAAUGUUCCUACGCGAAGGCGCGCGUUUUACAACACAAUUAUUUUGAUGUUUACUAUGUAUGUAUCGGUCCGGCCGGUCUGACGGACGGACGUGUUUGCGUUAGUGUAGGUGGACGUGUCGGUAGUGCGAUGUUGUGUCCGCGCCCGCAAGGACGCGGAUCGAAUCAUGGUUCCUAUGUAUAUUUCAAUAUUAUCGCAUCUAGAGUUUCACUAUACUUUCCGAAUACAAAUUUUAAUAUUUAAGAUUUAUUCGGACUAGUCUGUUGUAUCUGCUACCAGAGGUGCCGCCACGGGCAUGUUGUUUGUUUAUUCCUCUAAGCUUUGUUUACUUUUAUUAUUUGUAAAUCCUCGCUGUACUUUAAUUUUAAUUUUGUUAUUCGCUAAAAAUUAUGUAUUCAUUAAUUUUCUUUGUACCUAGAUCUAAGCGUGUUACGAAAUAUAAUUUACAAUAUAGGUAGCACUCACUAUCAUAGUUCCUAAUAACUGUAUUGUAAUACUAAAAAUUAUUUUAAAUUUCUUACUAGUGAAAUGUACCGGUUCCUACUAUUUAAAGCUGUAACAAAAUGUUAUACGAAUUGAGAUGAUUUGAUUGUAUCGAAUAUUAUUUUAGCAUCUUAUUUUAUUUACUGUUAAAGGAAAUACCGAUCGGAAAAAGUGCCCUUCGCGGGCUGUAAAGCGGAAAAUCGUACGAGUAACAUUUACGAGUGAUCGGCGUUUUCUCUGACGAUACUACAUGUUUCAUUGAGCGUCGUAGCAGAUUUCGUAGCGUUUAGUUCAUGUCGUAGCGGGCACUACGCGGCUGCGCCUACGACCUCCGUAGCCAGCAACAGAUUACGAAUACAUUGUCAAGUGUAAAUGGUAAAAUAAACUCAAAGUUAGUUUAUCA